ACAUUGUAAUUUAUCUAGUUUAUCAAGGGCUAUUACCUCAAGGUUUCACGAUAUAAACUAUUCAAAAUGAUAUCCGUUGGACUGUUAGCUCUUGACAUCAAAAGCACAGUGGAGUAUUAUCCGCGGGAAGACACAGGACAGAGAGUUAUUGAUCAAAGGUGGCAUAGGGGAGGAAAUGCCUCCAACACAUCCACUGUUCUUUCUCUACUUGGACAUAAAUCUGCAUUCGUGGGAACAGUGGCAAGGAGCCAUGAACUUAGUUUUCUUGAGAAGGACUUCAAGAAGUAUGAUAUUAACAUUGAUCGGGCUAUAGUGAAAGCUGACUGCUCUGCACCAACCUCUAUAUGCAUCAUCAACCAACAGAAUGGAUCAAGAACAAUUCUGCAUCACAACAAGGACUUACCAGAGCUUAGCUGUGAAGAAUUUAAACAGUUUCCAUUGGAUUCAGGGAUAAAAUGGAUUCAUUUUGAGGGACGUCCAAACACUGAUCAGAUUGUUGGAAUGCUUCAACAUGUAGAAACAUACAAUAAAUCCCUUGGAGUAAAUCAACCCAGAAUAGUCACCUCUGUGGAGUUUGAAAAGAAGAGAGAAUUUUCUCCCAUAGAAACCUUCCCAGAUUACCUUUUCAUCAGUAAGGAACAUGCCCAAUUUCAUGGCCUUAAAAGCAAGGAGCAAGCAGUGGAGUUCUUUGUCAGUAAAAUCAAGCCAAGUGCUAGUGUCAUAUGUGCCUGGAGUGAGGAUGGUGCAAUUGCCAUCACUAAAGACAGCUCACCUGUAACAAGUGCAAUAUUUCCACCACCUAAAGUCAUUGAUACUCUUGGAGCUGGAGAUACUUUCAAUGCAGCAACUAUAUCAGCUCUCAGUAAGGGACACUCGUUGAAGGAUUCUAUAACUUAUGGAUGUAAAAUUGCAGGAGCAAAAUGUGGUAUUGAAGGAUUUGAUAAACUGAGUGAUGUAGUGUCCUUCAAUGUAGACACUUCUUAGUUUGGAUUUUCCUCAUGAAUUACAUGCUAUCAUGGUACUGGGAUCUUGGUCUUUUGCUACCCAAAAUAGCCUGCUGCUUACGGUUUUGAGUAAAUAAAAUCGACGAUAUAUUCUUUUAAGGUAAAGCUAAUCAUUGAUCUAGCCUUUACCAAUCAGAACACUAGGGACAGGGUCGUGACAGCUAUUUUUCGGGUCAUUUAGGACUUAUCAGGAAUCAGGAUCAAAAAUGUAUAUCUCUUCUAUUUUUUUUAUUCAUAGCCUAAUGUACUAGGCCCAAAUACCGAGUGUAAAGAUUGACUAGGCUUGUUUAUUCUCUUAUUCAAGAAAAGUAUAUAUGAAUAUACAUGUGCUGUAGGUUGCAGGUUAUUAAGGGGCAAAUCCCAAAUGAGAGCCAAGAUUAAGUACCAGGCCCAAGGAGAAUAAAAAAGCCCUAUAAGCCUUAAGGGACGUGGGGACAAAGUAGCAUCAGUUAUGAUAUUAAAAUGUGCAAUUUUAGAAUAAAACAUGCAAACCAAAUGUGAACCUAUGGAAUGGAACUGAAUGUUUUGUUUUGUUUUUACACGGGCUUUUCUUGAAAGCUCAUAGUUUUUAGAAAG
Owenia fusiformis is the source of this 1580-nucleotide messenger RNA. The record is from the annotation of a GenBank genome assembly. NCBI's taxonomy places the organism in Eukaryota, Metazoa, Annelida, Polychaeta, Sabellida, Oweniidae.